This is a messenger RNA of Chiroxiphia lanceolata (lance-tailed manakin), 512 nucleotides long. It is a transcript of the gene ELF5, whose product is annotated as E74 like ETS transcription factor 5. Gene Ontology annotation, biological process: regulation of transcription by RNA polymerase II; cell differentiation. Lineage: Eukaryota; Metazoa; Chordata; Aves; Passeriformes; Pipridae. Gene Ontology annotation, molecular function: DNA-binding transcription factor activity, RNA polymerase II-specific; sequence-specific DNA binding. The record is from RefSeq and is a predicted model, not a curated record. Gene Ontology annotation, cellular component: nucleus.
AUGCUGGAGUCAGUAACUCAGAGCACAUUUCUGCCAGACACAAUGGUUUGUGAUCCCCUGAUGUCUUCGACAGGACUCUUUGGGACAACCAAAGAUGUCUACACUGCCUGUGAUCAUCAAAGAGACUCUGACAUAGCCAGGUGUGUUCACGUCUCAGGGUUUAAAACACAGCAUGCACACUCCAGGUGGGACCUACAGAAUUCUCAUUUGUGGGGAUUUGUAAGGGAUCUGCUCCUUUCUCGAGAAAAUGGUGGCAUCCUGAAAUGGGAAGACAGGGGACAAGGCAUUUUUCGUGUCAUUAAAUCAGAAGCUCUGGCAAAGAUGUGGGGACAAAGGAAGAAAAAUGACAGAAUGACGUAUGAAAAAUUGAGCAGAGCUCUCCGUUACUAUUAUAAAACGGGCAUUUUGGAACGAGUGGACAGAAGGCUGGUGUACAAGUUUGGAAAGCAUGCCCAUGGAUGGCAGGAGAACAAGAUGUGAAUUUCCUCAUGUUUCCUUCUCAGUACAGAAUG